AUGGUUAUCCCAACCGGUGAAUCCGAGAGAUUUUUCUACAACACCUUAUCUGACCAUUACUUAAGUCAAUUGAUCUUCGCUCCAACAAGAGAAACUAACGUUCUUGAUCUUAUCAUGACAAACAUUCCAGACAACGUUAACAACAUUGAAGUAAUUGAUCCAACCAAUUUCAAUUUGUUUUCCGACCACAAGUGCAUACUCUUUGAGUUUCAAAGUACAGCAACACCUUCCCACAAGCUCAAAAGAUCGGUUUACGAUUACAACCGUGCGGAUUUUGAAAAAAUGAACCGUACUUUUGAAUCGAUUGAAUUUGAAUUUAGCGAUCCCACAUCGAUGUCCGACAUUAACGAGAACUGGAAUUUAUGGAGAGACACUUUCCUUGCUGUAGCUGACGAAUGUAUUCCAACAAAGAUUGUAAAAGGAAGGUACAAUCCACCAUGGUUGACCGGUGAGAUAAAAUCUUUGAUCAAAAAGAAAGAAACACUACGGCGAAAAAUCCGUCGCGGAACAAAUUCUGCUGCACUUGUACAAAAAUACAAGAAUCUCCGCCGUACAUCUAAGAGAUUAAUCAAAGAAAGUCGGGAAAAGUUCUUUGGUUCCCUAAGCGAAGCUCUACCAUCCAAUCCGAAACUGUUCUGGUCAUUUUUUAAAACAACCACUAAAUCCAGCCAUAUUCCACAGCAAGUUUCCGUCGUGACAGGCAACGAAGACUCCCCACGCUUAGAUUCCACUAGUCAAAAACAAGCUGCAGAAAUGUUCAAUGACUACUUCCACUCAGUAUUUCUAACAGAAGGUGAUGAUAUUUCAAUCCCCACUACACCUGUAUGUGAAGAGACCAUUUCUGACAUUAUUUUAGACCCAAGUGAAGUAUAUGACGUUCUUCAUUGCCUCGAUCCUAGUAAAGCAUCUGGUCCAGAUAAUAUACCAAUCCGCUUACUAAAAGAAUGUGCGCACUCCAUCACACCAUCAUUAACAUGUCUCUUCAACAAAUCCUUAAAGCAGGCCUCCCUACCAUCAGAAUGGAAACUGUCCAACAUCAUCCCGCUUCAUAAAAAAGGAAUCAAGAGUUUUGUUGAGAAUUACAGACCAAUUUCCCUCAUGUGCGUUGUUGCGAAAGUUUUAGAACGUUGUGUUUACAACCGUCUGAUUGGUCAUAUAGAGAACAUGAUAUCCGUCGCACAGCAUGGUUUUCUGAGAGGAAAGUCUUGCACAGGUCAGCUCAUUUCCGUUCUUCACCGCAUCAGUCAAAACCUGGAUUCAGGGAAACAAACAGAUAUCUUGUAUUUCGAUGUUGCUAAAGCGUUCGAUACGGUGAAUCAUAGCCUUCUUUUAAAGAAACUCCAACGAUUUGGACUUAGGGACAAUAUUUUAACGUGGUUUAAAAGUUAUUUAUCCGGACGACAACAGCGUGUACUAGUCAAUGGUGAGAUUUCAGAGACACGUCCAGUUUCCUCCGGCGUUCCGCAAGGAUCAAUACUCGGACCACUCCUGUUUCUCAUCUACAUAAACGACCUUCCCGAAUCAAUAACCUCAUCCGCUGUUGACGUUUCCUUGUUUGCCGACGACACAAAAUGCAUCUCAGUUAUUGAAUCACCGGUUGACGCCUGUGUCCUUCAAGCUGAAGCGAGAAACGUGGAGAAAUGGGCUGAGUUUUGGAGGCUCAAAUUCAACGCCGAAAAAUGCAAAGUUCUGAGCGUUACGAGAAAACGUCAUCCUCUUGUUGCUGAAUACAUUGUCAACGGUAAAACUUUGCAGCAUGUUUCCUCCCAGAAAGACCUCGGAGUGACUGUUUGUUCAGAUCUCAGAUGGAACACUCAUAUUUACGAGCAAGUUACGAAAGCCAACCGCCUACUUGGUAUGCUGAAACGUUCGACUAUCAAAGUUAAAAACGUAAAUACCCGACGCUGUCUCUACCUUACACUUGUGAGAUCCCAUCUUGCUUAUGCCUCACAAGUGUGGUGUCCACAGACUAUCACCAUGUGUAUGGAGCUCGAACGCAUACAACGUAGAGCGACCAAAUUCGUACUGUCUUUACCAUUCCAAACAGACAUGCCAUAUAAAACAAGACUCGCUGCGUUGAAUAUGCUACCUCUCUGUUACUGGCACAAAUAUCUUGAUAUCCUGUUCCUCUUCAAAUGCAAAUAUGGCUUGGUUAAAACUGAUAUCCUACCCGAAGAAGUUGAUACUCUGACUUCAACCAUAAAUCUACGCUCUUCUAAUAACUCUCUUGUAAAAUAUAACAUUCCUAAAGUAAGAACGCUAUGUCACCAGAACAGUUAUCUUGUACGAGUAUCGCGUGUGUGGAACUGCCUACCAGAUGAGCUACGGAAACCAGAACUAUCAUUGCAGAGCUUUAAAUCACGUGUUAUAAACUAUUACCACUCCGCAACAUUAACCGUGUUUGACCAGGAAAAUCCGCAGACGUGGAAAUCAGUUUGUCUGAAAUGCCAUAAAGCCAGGCAGCUUACUGCAACAAUGAAAUGUUGUUCUUAAUUGAACUAGUUAUUUUGGCAAUUAUUCAAUGUAGUAGUAUACUUCAUUUUAUCCAAUGUAGAGUUGGGUUUUUCGCCAUUUUCGUCUUAUUUUAUCGACGGAUACAGAACCUAUACCGUAUACAUUCUCGCAUUUAUUCUGUUUGACAAUCUUGUCAUUUUGUUUUCCCAAAUUUCGAAAUUUUUACGCUCUCUCUCUACUUCGGAUAAAAAGGAUUAUACUAUAUUCUUGUUUGAUAUUUAAAUUAUAAGUUGUGAAGUUUUGUAUAAUGAUGUUUUGUAACAGGUCACUAACAUAAUUGGCUCACGCUGUGUUAGUGUUCCUGAACCGUCUUCCUGUUUGCAUAUGUAUAUUUCUGUUGACGGCUGAAGUUAAUAAAUCUAAAUCACAUUCAUACAACAAUAUUUGUAUUUCAUGACAAAAACUCUAUAGCGUAAAUGAGUUUCAAAUUUUAAAAACCUACUUAAAUGGUUUCAGCAGCAUAUCUUGUUGCCUGUUAUGUAUUUUUCUUCUCUUUUACAUUCUUUAUUUUGACACAAAGCCACAAAAACAGUAGUUUAAAUAGUAUAAAUUUGUGCCGCCAUUUUGUUUAUUUAUGUACGUAGCCGGUCGGGGCAGGCAACAAUUUUUCACUUAUUGCCCGGGCGGGAUACAUUGCAUUUAUCUAAAGCCAUGUGUGACUACAAAUCAGCCAAUCAGGUUUGGUGUUCACACUAGCUAUAUAACAACAGGUUUUAUUUUCAUUAGAAAUUUUUCCUAUUAUGUCAUUAUACUUGCUUAGAAAAGAAUUGGCAUUUUGAUUUGGUGGUCGAUAAAUUAUUCCAAUAAUGAUAUUUUUUAUACAAUGUGGUAUGCAAACUUCAAUAAAUAAGGAUUCCGCAACAUCAUCAUCAUCAAAAAUUAAAUCAGUACGUAUUUUAGAGGUAAAGCAAUCCGACAAGUACAAACCAACACCUCCACCAAUUUUAUUAACCCUGUGUUUUUUUGAUUUGGUGGUCGAUAAAUUAUUCCAAUAAUGAUAUUUUUUAUACAAUGUGGUAUGCAAACUUCAAUAAAUAAGGAUUCCGCAACAUCAUCAUCAUCAAAAAUUAAAUCAGUACGUAUUUUAGAGGUAAAGCAAUCCGACAAGUACAAACCAACACCUCCACCAAUUUUAUUAACCCUGUGUUUUUUUGAUUUGGUGGUCGAUAAAUUAUUCCAAUAAUGAUAUUUUUUAUACAAUGUGGUAUGCAAACUUCAAUAAAUAAGGAUUCCGCAACAUCAUCAUCAUCAAAAAUUAAAUCAGUACGUAUUUUAGAGGUAAAGCAAUCCGACAAGUACAAACCAACACCUCCACCAAUUUUAUUAACCCUGUGUUUUUUUGAUUUGGUGGUCGAUAAAUUAUUCCAAUAAUGAUAUUUUUUAUACAAUGUGGUAUGCAAACUUCAAUAAAUAAGGAUUCCGCAACAUCAUCAUCAUCAAAAAUUAAAUCAGUACGUAUUUUAGAGGUAAAGCAAUCCGACAAGUAAAAAACCAACACCUCCACCAAUUUUAUUAACCCUGUGUUUAUGAAAAAAAUUAUAUCCCUCAAUAUCAACAGAGUGUUCUGAGUUUUUUUUAGCCAAGUUUCAGUUAUCCCAAUUACUGAAAAUUCAAUAUUCAGAGUACUUAAUAAAUUUGUUAAAUUUGAUAAAUUACUUUCAAGACUGCAGAUGUUUAGGUGAAAUAAUGAAAAACUGGGAGCGCAGGAAAUCUGUGAAUUUAACAUUUUGUUAAACUGAUCUUCAACAAAAUAAUCGCAGUGGUUAAUGAAAUUAUCAUAAAAAUGUGAAUCUGGGUCCAGAUCAUUAGACAGAAGGGGCGAUGAUGGCUUGCACCUGAAAUCAAUGGAUUAUAAUUUAAACUGAUUAAUCUCUCAUGACUGAAAUUAAUAGGGCCGUUUUUUAACUCAAACAUUUCUAAGAAAAAUUCGGAGUCGUCAAGACCAUGAAAAGGCAAAGCAUUCAUUGGCAUUGAAGACUGCAUGAUAAAUAAAAUUAAUAUACAUUAAAUUAUUUAGAAUUACUUAGCUUGAUAGAGAGCUAGGGUGUAAAAUUUGCACUGAACAACUCAAACUCCUUCAUUGAUUUGAAUGAUACAUCAGCAUCAGUAUCAGUAUCAGUUUUCUUCACAUAGGACUAGUUCAGUAACUUCAGUUUAUCCGCUGGAUACUGUGAAUUUUUAUCCGCCGGGUAACGCUAUCCAAGCUUCGAACAAUUAACACGAUUUUUAUAUAAUUCUUUUAAAAAAUAAUUAUCAACUAGACAAGUACUAUUUAUAAUGAAUUAUGAUUUACUGUUUUGCACCUCACCUUUGUUGGCUUCAUCUUCAGCUGUUUGACUCAUUUUAUACAGCACAUAGACAGUCGAAUCACUAGAAUGGUAAAUUGUUCCCUCUGUUGGGGAUUGCCUCCCUUGUUUCACCCAACACUUCACAAUAAUCACAAGUUAAUAAAUAUAAAAAAAAAUAGAAUUUAUUACAGUCACAAUCUCUCAUUACACGGUCACAUUCUCACAGAGUUACAAGACUGACUGUUCGUGCUUAUAUAUGCUAAGUUAAAGUUAUUUUCGUAAAAUACGUAAUCUAUAAAUGUCAUAAUGAUCUAAUUGUAGCAUGCAGGUUUCAAGCAUGAUUAAGCAAGCGUGACACAAUUAUGACUAAACAAAUAUUUAUGGAAUGUUCAGAAACUUCCGUAUUCGAGACUUGCACUUGACGGAUUGAUUACGCAUGACCGCAAAUUGGUUACAUACCCAAUAUAUAUAUACGCAAGGUGCAACUUAUCAUGUUACAAACAUGAUUUACGUAUUGAUUGAUGAUUGAUAAGGACAGCUAAAAUUAGUUGAGAAGUUUAUUUUACACCUUUUAAGCAGUUUGUCCAUCAGCAUCAGCACUUGAACUUUUAUAUCACGUACCCUACUACUUAUUUCUUCACACACACCUUGGGAAUUGAGUGUGUGCGUAUCAAUUUUUUUGCGCAAAAAGUUUAAAAAAAUGGGUGUGGUAAAAAAAAUGCGUGCAGAAGAAUAAAGAAUGAAGUCUGGUGCCUUGGUUCCGAUAUGCUGGAUUUCUACUACUCGCUUUUGCAGCGCAUUGUCGUUCCAUCAAGGCUGGAAAAAGUCGGCAAAAGAGAUCCUUUCUCUUACGAUUUCCAAAACAACCUGAUGCCUGCUAGCUGUACCUACCUUGCUUAUGUGUUUAUCAGCAAUGCUGAAUGGUUGAAAAUCCCAAAGAAUGAUCUGGAUGAAGUUAAACAGAAAUGCCUAACAUUUCUGGUAGAGGCAACAAAACAAGUGCAGACAAGACACUCGGAGAGUGUUUCCGUCUUUCGAGACAUGGCGAGUAUCUCACCAGAAAAAGACUUAAGUCCAAGAUCUUACUUCACUGGCAUCUCAUUUUCCAAACAUCACUAA
Messenger RNA from Paramuricea clavata, 5921 nucleotides. The record is from the annotation of a GenBank genome assembly. Lineage: Eukaryota; Metazoa; Cnidaria; Anthozoa; Malacalcyonacea; Plexauridae.